CUCUGACACCCGCCCAUCGGACGCUCAGCAUCUCUGGGAUUCUAAGGACAAUGGGCAUUUAUGGGCUGGCCAGGACGCUGAGCUUUUCUGCAUGAUGAUUGGAUGAUCUGUCUGAGGCUGAAUCUCUUUUUGAUUGACAGCGAAAUGAGCCAAUCACCGAUCUUUUGAUGUUGGCCUUGUGGAAGCAUUUUUCAAUUCUCAUUCUGUUCUGAGUUGAACUGGAGACUUCUUCUAAUCAUCUGAGCGACACUCUCUUUGUUGAAAACGACUAGCGACAAAUUAAUCUUUCAUUUCUGGUGGGUUUUAUUGUAGUUGCUGUAGUUGUAGGACACUAGUCGCUGGAAAAGACGCCUUGUUGGUUUGACACGGUCACAGAUAAUUUUCUUGAAAAGGAACAGAGAGUAGAAUCCACGUAUAAAUAAACAGACAUAUUUACAAUGUAGGCAGAAAUUGAGCUUCACCUCCUUGACAGACCAGUAUCUGCCACUGAUAUAUGUUCCCCAAAUCAUUCAAAUUUGGUCAGGUUGUUUCCAAAACUGUGGUCAUUCAAAUUUCGAAUUUAUGUAUUUAUAUAUAUUGGGUUGACAGGAAUUUCAAAUGUAACUGUUUAAAACAUUUACAGCGAAUAUGCAUUGAAAAAAUAUUCAUCAUAAUACAGCAAAAGUGGUUCUUAAGUUUUUUUUAGUUAGAACUCAUAUUUCAUUGAGAUAUUCAUAGAGGCCAACCAUUAUUCAUAUAAUUUUCAAAAUAAACUUUUGUUGAAGUUUUCUUAACUCAAAGGGAUAUACAGUAUAUCUCAAUGCGAGAAAACAUUUUUUAUCGUUAACACAAAAUCUUUAUGUCUGACAGAGAUAUCAGAUACGUAUUUUUUUCCUCCUAUGAUAUCUACCAAGCUGUUCCAGAAAAAAAUGGGUGGGUGUGUUCUAAGACACGAUACAUGUGCCAAUUUUAGGGAGCCACAUUACAUGGCAGCAAGGGGUUGAGUUAUGACCUACUGGACUCUCUGGAAUUUCAGAGUCUAAAAUUCACUCACCUCUGCUCAACUUAUUUGUGCUGAGACAGAAGGCUCCUCACUCUUAAGACAGAGCACCAACUGAGUGAUCGGUAAGAUGUGCACUGCUUUUUCAGCACUGCUUCAUGAAAAAUAUUUACGACUGAAGAAUUUGAUCAUCGACAGGACGUGUGUUCAACUUUCAUCUUGGCAGACAAAGCAGCAGCUAGCAGCUGAAGGGACUGUGUCCAAUCAGGAAUUCUUUUUCUCUGGAUAUUUAGCAGACUGUAACAAGGCCACAUAUAUUCAAAUGGAGAUUUCAUUUGAAGAUGGUAAAAACUCCAGUACUAAGUUUGAGUACAAGCCAGUUCACCAGGCAUUUAGGGAUCGCUGGAAAGAGACGGAUGAAACAAUGUGUCGCCACAGCAUGUCCUUUCACUUGCACCAUACAAUGAGGAGUGACUUCUUCGCCAGCUACCUGUACCUGUUGGAGAAGAUUCCUCUCGCGAAACUGUUUCCAGUCACAUGUGAGUACAUCCAAGGAGAGAAACAGUUCUACUACAAAGCGCAACAGUUCUAUGAGGAUGUCCCAGCCUCAGAAGAGGGAAUGAUGGGAGACUUUGUGGAAAUAUCAAAUGUGGAUCUGGAGACUUCCCGACAAUUUCUAAAGAGGUUUGUGGGCCCUGGAAAGGCUGGCACUCACUGUGCUCUGGACUGUGGCUCCGGUAUUGGUCGUGUGACCAAAGGAGUUCUCCUCCCGGUGUUUGAGAAAAUGGAGAUGGCAGACAUGAUGGAGCACUUCCUUCUCCAUGCACAUGAGGACUACCUGGGUGAUCAUGCAGAUCGAAUUGAGACCUACUACUGCUAUAACCUACAAGAAUUUACACCGCCAAAAAACAAGUAUGAUGUCAUCUGGAUGCAGUGGGUGGCAUGCCACCUGACAGACAAAGACCUGAUGAAUUUCCUUAUUCGCUGUAAGAAGAGUUUGCGUUUAAAUGGUGUCAUUAUUAUAAAAGACAAUAUGGCACGACAGGGAUGUAAGCUGGACACCAUUGACAGCAGCAUAAGUCGACACCUGGAUAUCAUGAAGACCAUUAUUUACAAGGCUGACCUCGAGAUCUUGGCUGUUGAACGGCAGGAGGGCUUCCCAGAGGUCAUGAUGCCUGUAUGGAUGAUUGCAAUGAAAUAGAAUUUGGCAAAACAGGCCGUUUAAUUGAUGAGACAGAUUGAUUAGACAGUACUUUUGGGUUAUAGAUUUCCUUUUUUUUGUUAAACUUUGUGGUGCAGUUUCAAGGUUGCUGAUGGUGUCAUGAUACACUAGCCUGUGGGCAGCAAGGGAUCGGUUCCCACUCAGUGACGGUGAGGAUGUGGGUGUGAAAGGUUGUUUUUCUCUAUAUGUGCCCUGCAGCUGACUGGUGACCCGUUCAGGGGGUACCAUAGUUUUCCUUCCGCUCAAAGUCAGCUGGCAUACGUUCCAGCACCCCCCGCGAACCUGUUCAGGAUAAGCCAUGUUGAAUAUGGAUGGGUGAUAGAGGGUCAGUAGAAUUUGGACAGGUGAAUGAACCUAAAGGAAGAGACACCAAACAAAUGUUUUUUUUUCCACGUGUCAUAUACUUCGAUUGAUAAUUGCUAAAUUCCUCACAUUGACAGUAUACUUGAUCAAAUAGAUGGCUUUCACACAACGGUCCUGGACUCAAUACCUGGCCAUUGUCGAAUUGCCCUCUGACUGACUGGCAAUUAGCACAGAAUGUAAUUCCUUCUGUCCUAACUGUAUUAACUGGGAUCGUGGCAAUUUGCCCAGAAUGUAAUUCCUUCUUUCCUAACUGUAUUAACUGGGAUAGGCUACAGCUGGAUGGAUAUUUCAUCAUUUAAAUAAAUGUUGUUUCAUUAUUAAUCUUUCCCAAAAAGUAUAAAUUAUUAAAUUAAAAUUAGUUACUGAUUUGUGGAGUACUUGGGGUAAUAAUCUCUCCAAUUAAACACGAUUUGAUAUGAAUAUUGACACAUGAUACAUGGGGUGCAAUAUGAAUUAAGGAUGGUUCAAAAAGUGAUUCACAUGAUUCUCGAUUCCGGAUUACUCAUUUAUUCAAUAGAAGAGUCAUUACAAGAAUCUAUUUUUUUUUUUAUAAUUAUUCAAUCGUAUGUACAAGAUCUAGUUUCAUGUGAUACACUUGCAUCUUUCAAAUAAAAUGUAAAAGUUUCAGAUUCAAAUCACUUUUUGUCACACCCCUCAAGAGAACCUUUCGACGUACUAAAGCAGGGGUGGGCAAACCUUUUGGCUUGGGGGCCACAUUGAUUUCGAAAUUUGACAGGUGGGCAGGGUCAGCACAAGAUACGGUACAUACAAAAAACUGUAUAUGUUGACAGUCCAUACCAAACAUCAACAGCACAAAAGUAUUACCAUACUUUUCUUAAAUGAGAGCAGUGAAACAACUAUGGUAUAUGUUCUGUAUGAAGUCCAAGUAAGUUAACAACAUACAUGUGUGACAACACAAGCAACAAAGUGCAACAAUAUAUUGCCCUCUUCCUCAACUGGCGGACCGCGAUCCACGACCGGACCGCCGACCUCCUCUGUCCGGACCCCGACCUCCUCUGUCCGGGCCCUCUGCAAAUUGUAUAAAAUAAUAAUUUAUAAAGUGAUUUUUACGUUAGACAUUUUAUAUUUGUGGACUAUAAUCUGCGCAUUACCGCGAUCGCUUGUUAAAAUUAUCCGUUGUAUUCUUUGCGUGCACUAACAGAUGUUAUGCAGAGGACCGCGGCAGCGCGACUUUGCGUGUAUAAUGUUUGACUCACUGGAGACCCUGGCUGAGCAGGGCAUAUCGGCGCUGAUUGGCUCCUCUGAACUGAAGGUGUGGCCAUACAUAUGCGUCAGCAUAUACGAUGCGCUGAUUGGCUCCUCUGAACUUAAGGUGUGUCCAUACAUGAGCGUCAGCACGGGUCUAUUCCAAAACACACCCAUUCAAAAUGGAUGAUUGUGUCAGGAAACG
Messenger RNA from Hippocampus zosterae (dwarf seahorse), 3975 nucleotides. RefSeq names its product N-terminal Xaa-Pro-Lys N-methyltransferase (gene ntmt2). Gene Ontology annotation, molecular function: N-terminal protein N-methyltransferase activity. Gene Ontology annotation, biological process: N-terminal protein amino acid methylation. Gene Ontology annotation, cellular component: cytoplasm. Bases 1110 to 2180 code for a protein of 356 amino acids. The record is from RefSeq and is a predicted model, not a curated record. Lineage: Eukaryota; Metazoa; Chordata; Actinopteri; Syngnathiformes; Syngnathidae. The transcript has 4 exons.